AUGUUCCCAAAUCUAACAAAACUCGACAGGUCGAGAUAUACAGGGCGCUAUGACAGCGACCGUCGCUCGAGGUCUCCGCCGCCUAUGCGGGAUCGAGACCGGUCGCCCUCGGACCGCUACAAUGACCGAGGCGGACAGUACAGUGACAACGAACGCCGCCGCCUGUCGGGCGAGACCCGAAACAACCAGCCCCCCUUCCAGUCCAACCGCGACAGCUUCCGCGAUGCGAACUCGCGGGACCCACCACGCGGGCCGAAGUCGCUAGGCGACCUCCCUGGCGCGCCCCGUGGCGGCGGUUUUGGGGGCGACUUUCGAGGACGCGGCCGUGGUGCUGGCCCAGGCCGUGGAUGGAUGCGCGAGGACAGCCGCGAUAAUAAAGGUCCGCGCGACCGGGACGACUUCCGGGACCGGCGUGACCCGCCGUUUCGAGACGACCGCAGUCGCGAACGCGAACGCGACCGCGACUGGCGAGAUCCCCCGUUUCGAGGACGAUGGAACUCGCCGCCUACCAUGGGUCGCGGCCCACGAUCACCACCAGGACGCGGAGAUCCGCCCGGUCGCGGCGACCCACCCGCGCGGGGUGACUCUCUUCGUGGCGACUCGCUUCGCGGUGAUUCUGUCCGUGACUCUGUCCGCGACAACGUGCGUGAUAACGUCCGUGACAACGUCCGUGGCGAUGCGCCUCUCCGCGCAGAGGGAAGCAACCGCGAUCCACGCGAUUUGCACACCCCGUUGCGCGACGCACGCGACAUUCUAAGCACACGCGACAUCCGCGAGAUUCCCCUCGGGGGGUUGUCCGAUACCUCUGACCGGCCCAUGGGAAGGCGAGGGUCACGCGACGGACCACUGUCGGCUGGCUCGUCGUCGUCUGACCCCGUCUUCAACUCAGCGCAGUCGUACCGUGGCUCCACGCCAGGUCGCGGUCGCCCAGCGCCUGGCAGAGGACGACCCCAGGGUGACUGGGAACAGCGCGGACGCGGUGGCCGCGCUGGGAGUAUCUACGAUGAUCGCGAUCGUUUCCCGCGCAGCCGGUCUCAGGAAGGCCGGUGGCCGCGCAACGACCGUGACGACCGCGACAGCUACCGCUACGGCCACGAUGACAACCAACGUGCCCGCGACCGCGACGACCGCGACUCGCGCGACUCGCGGGACAUGCGCGAUCGCGAUGGGCCGUGGCCAAAGCAGGACCGCAGCUCCCUGCCCCGCGAUACCAUCUCCCGCGAGCCUUUGCCGCGCGAUUCUGCUUCCCGCGACCCUCCCUCUCGUGAGCCGUCCGCUCGCGAACCUCCAAUCACGCGUGAUGCAGCACAACCACCGGCAUCACCACCACCCGUCGCCCCCUCGGCGCCUGCGUUUGGCUCGAUACCUGCGCGGCCGCCGUCCAUUGCUGAGGCGUCCACUGGAAAGCCAACAUCCGUGGCCACGCCCAAGACAGGAAGCGAUGAGAAGCAGGCAACCUCGUCUACGACGCAAACGUCGACAAUCGCUUCGUCUUCGGAUACGUCGUCAACCGUCCCGGCAAAGCCACCUCCGACGAGCGGUGCCCCAACCGGCCCGCGUCUACAGCAGCCGCUGCCACCCAAGCCCCAGCGCGCAUCAAGUGUGCAGUGGGUGAACCCGGGCAAGGAUGCAGCAGGUGCUGCGAAAUCUACCGGUGCUGAUUCUCCCAAACCCGGCCUCUCGCCAAGUGCAGUAGCGGACCAACCACAAGACAAAGACACUGCGUCGCCGUCGUCCAAGGUCGCCACAGAAAAGUCAAACAAGCGCCCGCGCUCUGACGAGAACAGUGCGGCGCUUUCUUCCGACACACCGAUGCUCGACGCCGACCAAAGCGAGCCUGGUGAAAUUGCCGACGGUACUCCGGCCUCACGUCCAGCUGCGGAGAAGACGGCACGUUCGCCUCUCCCGACUCCCUCCAAUAUAUCCGAUACCAAGAGGCCAACCGGAAUAUUUGCCCGGAACGCCGCUCUUGCACGAGACACUGCCGUCGCCAAAGCAUCACAGCCGAAACCAACCAGCCUGGGGUCUAACAAGCAGGAGAAGGAAAAGGAAACAGAGAGAGACGAAACUGUGACGGGCAAGACACCACAGUCGAACACGCAGCCGCAGCCAAGGCCGCCAAAGCCAUCCGAGACGAAGCCAUCCGAGUCCCCUAAGCCAGCCAACACGCCCAUCCUGGCCGAGAAGAGUAAGGAGAGCGUCAAAGCUGGUGCGCCAGCCGUCAAACCAGACGAGCCUGCAGCCAAGCCAGCGCAGCCGGCAGAAGUGAGCAAGGAUGCGCCGAAAGAGUUCGUCAAGGUACAGGAAAAGCAAGACAAGGAGAAGAAGGGAGAGAAAGAAACGGACAAGGCGCAGAACAAGGAUGGCCCUGUCAAGUCAUCUCCGCUGCCUACUGUUUUGGCCCCUGCCUCUUCUGCUGCUUCGGCUACGGCCCCGAAGGCGGAGCCCUCCAAAGUCGCGGUUGACCAAAACCCUGCGGUCGACGUCGACGCACUGAUGGUGUCUGUCCGCCGCGGGUCGCUUGCCUCGACAGCUCCCGAUCGCACGUCCGACUCCGACGAAGAAGACAUGAACGACUACUUUGACGUCGAGAUUGAGAAGCACGAGAUGCAGCUCAAGAAGCUCCGCGCUCAGGCUGAAGCUAUCCCCAAAGAGGGCGUCGCCCGUGCUGCCCUGCUAGAAUCGUUUUUGGUCAAGGAUAUGCUCGAAGCGAACAUUGGGCUGCUGGAUGUCGUUGGGGCGGUUCCGGAGGACACCCUCGCCGCCUGGCGGAAGGCUGACCAAGCGUCGAAGAAGAUUAAGGAGGAACCGGCAGUCUCAGCUCUUCCCACCGCCACCCUUGCCGGUGCCUCGCCGACGGCAGCAGGCAAACCCGCUUCCGAUUCAACUGCCGCAAAACCGCCAAAGGCGCCGGCGAUCGGCUCCGAAUCGGCUGCGGACAAGAUGGACGUCGACAAUGCUCCUGUGACCGCAUCGUCAAUGGCCGCCAGUAAACCUCCGAUUCUGUCUCCUACCGCCACCACAUCACCGACGGCGAGGGCCAAGUCACCAGUCAAGACAGAGAAAAAGCCCGCGGUCAACGCUGCGGAAAGCAGUGCCAGUGCCGUUCCCACACCUGUUCUGCCGACACAGAGCCCUAUCCCCGCAGCAUCAACCGAUGGCCUACCGACCAGCAACGGAGUGCAGCCCCAGCUGCAGUCGUCGACCGACUCGCCCCCGGGUCUCGAGCAAGCACGCCCAUCGAGCCCGUCACAGCCCGAGGAGGACGAGGACGCUACCGAUGUGGACGAAGUCGACCUGUCGUACCCCGACGUGGCGCGGUUUUAUAUGAAGACGCCGCCCCUGGAGGACCUGCCCGACUACAGCUGUUCGCCAUGGUACGAAAACCGGGCAGCCCUCGACGAAAACGACACGACGCCCGACAUGGACGACUUUGUGCUCAAGCAUAUGCGGCAGCUCGAUCUCGUCAAGACCGAAGAGCAACAGCAACAGAGGAAUCAAUACCACGACAACUAUGUCAAGUACCUGCAGUUUACAGAGUCGGACGACAUUGUUGCCGUCAAGAGCCGGGAUAAGUACAUGGGCAUUCACGGCAUGGCCGAGAUCCCCGCGCCGGCCACACCGCCCGCGGAACCCGCGCGGCCCGAAGGCCGUGGCACCGGACGACGCUUUGCCACGGAACGAGACCUCGAACGUGUGCUUCAGGCCUCAAUGCGCGAAGAAGACGAGCGUAAGGAGCGCGAGCUUCGCGCACAAAACGAGCGCUACGCCAGCAACAAGGAGGCGACGAUCCCCGGCAUGUACUGGACAGACGAGGAACGGAUGCAGGCGCUGUUUAUCGACCGGUCUGGCUUCCUGCCACCCGAGAAGAUGGUCACAUCCUGGCAAGUCUUGCCACCCGUCAUCAACUUUACGCCCGAGGAAGUGGAGCUGUUCGAGAAGGCGUACCUCGAGUUUCCGAAGCAGUGGGGCCGCAUUGCCGAGGCGGUGCCGAACCGAGACUUCCAUGCCUGCAUUCAGUACUAUUACACGGUGAAGAAGGAACUGAAUCUCAAGGAAAAACUCAAGCGCCAGCCCAAGCGACGCAAGAAGGGCACGCGCGGCAAGCAGCGGUCGAGUGCGCUGGUCUCGGAGCUCGGCAACCCCGACGAAAACGAGGACUCGACGGCCAACGAGACGGGCGAAAACGGCGAACGGCGUCGGCCGCGACGCGCGGCUGCGCCGACAUGGGGCUUCGAGACCGCGUCCGCAUCCGCUGCCGAGUCGGACAGCGCAACGCCUGCGGCCACACCCGGCCGUCGCCGUGGUGGCGCAGAUGGCACCGAGAAGCCCGACGGCCGCAGGAACCGGCGCCGCGCUCCCAAGGACAAGGACAAGGACAAGGAGGCCAAGGACGGCGUCAAGGAUGGCAAGGAUGGCAAAGACGCCAAGGACGCCAAAGACAGCCCAAAGGACAGCAAAGAGGGCAAAGAGGGCAAGGAGACCAAGGAGGCCAAGCAGCCCAAGACGCCGCAAAUCCUUGCACCCACACCGCCCGGCACGGCCGCCGGCUCGGGCAAGUCUGGACGCUCACGGUCCAACUCACGCGUCCAGGGCAGCCCACGGCCGCCAAGCGAGCAGAGCCAGCAGCCGCCGUCGCAGCUGCAGCAGUCGCUCAUGCCGCCGAAAGUACAGCAUCGCAAGGACGGCGCGCCGGCGACCAUCACGCCGAUCCCGGCACCCAAUGCGCCACCUGCCCCGAGAAUGUCGCACUACUACGACGGCCCACCGGGCACUCCCAACAGCGGCAUGCACCCUCCUCCUCUUGCAGCGGCGCAGCCGGGCACAACGCCAUUGGGCACUGCAGAUUCGAAGGCAGCCGGCGACGCGAGCAACGGCCGUCUCGGCUACGGCGCCAUGGUCGAAAAGGCCUUGACGCCGGCUGCGCAGAAUGGCGACAUGCUGGCACCUCCGUCUUUGCGGCCGGAGCAGCCGCCGCCGCCGCUGCAGAUUGGCCUCAGCAACUUUGACCCCAACGCGCAUACGAAGCCCUUCUACCGGCCCCCGAUCCCGCAGACAUCGAGCUACUGGAGCGUGUCCGAGUGCAACGACUUCCCGGCUCUUCUUCGGUCAUUUGGCACGGACUGGUAUGCGAUUUCGGUGCAUAUGCAGUCCAAGACGCCCGUCAUGGUCAAAAACUACUAUCUUCGGCAGAAGAACGAGAAGAAGGCAGAGUGGGAGGCGAUUGCCCACGAGGCCAACUUCAAGAAGCACCGAGGCGAAAAGAUGCCAUCGCCGCCGCCGCCGCCGCUUGUACCCCGGAAGAGAACCGACACGGGUGGUGUGUCGCGCAUUUACACCCCGCCCGGUUCCGCGGCUGGUAUUCCGGCCAGCAAGACGGGCGAUGCUGUCGAGGACGUCAAGGCAGAGGGCGGUGCCGGACCGUCGCAGUUUGGGCGUCUGAUCCCGGCUGUGCCCAUCGCACAGGCACCACCGCCAGCACCCCAUCUGCCGUCCCAGUCAGGCGGCGGCGCAACCCACCAACCCCCCACGACGUCUACUGUUGCAUCGGCAGCGGGUGGUGCCGCAGCACAGGUACCACCCCAGAUGGGUCAGCCAACACCGCCGUCCCACGGCAAACGCCAGCCGCAGCCAGCCGCGCCCGUAUCGGCGGUGCCUCUGCCCCAGCAGGCACAGGUGCCACCGCCCACUGUCGCGUACCAGCAGCACCAGCAGCACCAGCAGCACCAGCCGCACACACAGCACUCACCACAGUCCAUCCUCAUGCCGCAGGGUGCGACGGCAGGUAGCCAAGCCAUGUCACCGACGGCGCGGCCAAUAAGAGGCCCCACGUCGGUCGUUCCGCCACCGUACGGUGCAGCCUACCACGACAGGGAUGCCGUGAACGAACAGCAGAUGCGCGCAGGAUCUGUGGGACCGCCACCGCCAGGCCCGCAGCAGACGCCUGUCGGUGCUUCGUCUGGCAGUGGCGGUGUGCGUAUGGCCCCAAAGCAGCCGCCUCCGCCGCCACCUCCACCACCACCCUCGUCUGCAGCCGUUGCCGCCUCCUCAGCAGCAGCCUCGGAACCCCUCGGCCAGCCACGACCCACGACGUCCUGGGCCGAUCCGACAAGCGACGCGGUCGACGCGCGCCUCAACUCGCUUGCCCAGCGCCAGCGCCAACAGCAACAGCAGCAGCAGCAGCAAAUGCGGCCCGACGAUCCUGCGUCGUCUCGCCCGCCCGAGAGUUCUGUCUACGAUCCGUACGCGUCAUCCACGCCGGGCGGCCGUGCACCUCCUCAUUACCGCAGCAACGAACCCGGCCCGCCGCAGUCGAUGGGCGGCAGCCGUCCUGCUGACCCGAUGCGUGUUGCGCAUACGCCGCCGCAGCCGUACGGCCAGUCGCCAGCACCGAUUAUCCAGCAUCAGCAGCCAAGUCGCAGUCUGCUCACCGAGCCGGUGCACCCGCAAGUCAUGGGUGGCGGCGACCAGCGCCACGGCCGCCCGAUGCACAGCGGCAUGCACGAUGUGUACUCCAGCAGCGUGCCGCCGCCGGCGUCGACACCUACGCCCACGCCUGCCGCGGCGAGCCGGCCAGCCAAGACGUCGAGCCUGAUGGCCCUGUUGAACGAUGACCCGCCCGCACCUAAGAGGGUAAGCGAUGUAUCGUCCAGCGCGCCACAGUCGUCGACACCGCCGCCAUCCAUGGUGGGUCGCAACCCGCCACCGCCACCGCCAACCACGCACCACGACCCUAGCAAUCCUGUGUACUCUCCGUACGGCCGCAACCCGGCGCCGCCGCCGCCUCAGUCUCAGUCGUCCAUUCCUCCGCUGAAGCCGUACCCACCUGCCGCGCACAACUCUCCUCAGGUCCACAGCAUGGCUGGGCCAGGCGCGCGGUCCAGUGUCUUGUCGCCCGUCGAGUCUGCUACCGCCGCCGACCGCGACUACUACAGCCGACACCCGUACCAAUCGCAGCAGCCGCCUCCUCCGUCACAGAGCUAUCCGCAGCAGCCAUCGCAGCAGCCUGGUGGCUACGGCGUUGGAUACGGGUCGCAGCCCCCGCCGCCGCAUGCAGCCUCGCCUACACCGCAGUACCCUGGCCACCCUCCGCCGAGUCGCCGCGAUCCAGUGCCGCAAGGCAGAGACGGCGGCUGGUCGCAAGGUCCGCCGCCUGCACCCCACUCUCACCACUACGGAGCAGCCGGCGGCCCGUCCCAGGGUCCGCCUCCGGCGACGUCAUGGGGCGCGCAACAGCAGCAGUCACAACAGCAACCGCCGUCGCACCACCACCACCUCAGCAGUGGUGGUAUGCGGGACGAUCGUGGGUCCUACGCACCCCAGGACCCUCGGAUGCAGCCGCAACAGCAGCAGCAACAGCCGCCGCCGCCGCCGCAACACGCGCACUCCCACUCCCAUUCGCACUCGCACUCGCUGAGCGGUCGCUACCAGCCGUCCCCGGUGCCGCGGUCCGUUGAACCGGCGCCACCUCCGUCGCAACAACAGUCCCCUUACGGGCGGUACGGCGCCGGCCCACCAAGCGGCCCGGGCGGUCCGGGCGGCCCUGGCCAGCCACCGCCACCGUCGCGUGACCCGCGCGAUGCCGGUCGCUACACGCCUGUCGGCUAUGACAGCCGGGGUCCGCCGCCGCCACCACCCAACGACGGCCAAGGACCACCGCCGGGGCCGUACGACCCGCGCGACCCGCGCAACCGGCACCGGCCGCAGGACGACUACGGGCGGUACCGUUAA
Molecule: messenger RNA, 7731 nt
Organism: Sporothrix schenckii 1099-18
Lineage: Eukaryota; Fungi; Ascomycota; Sordariomycetes; Ophiostomatales; Ophiostomataceae
Exons: 2
Coding region: 1-7731 (2576 amino acids)
Biological process (GO): regulation of transcription by RNA polymerase II
Cellular component (GO): Set3 complex
Source: RefSeq, a predicted model, not a curated record